Didymodactylos carnosus is the source of this 1254-nucleotide messenger RNA. Lineage: Eukaryota; Metazoa; Rotifera; Eurotatoria; Philodinida; Philodinidae. The record is from the annotation of a GenBank genome assembly.
AUGGAUAAAUCUGAUUCAGUUAUCGAUAAUCAGACAGUAACAUCUACUUCGGAGAAUACGGUUUUCAACGAAAAGUCUGCAACAGAAGGGACUACACUACCCAAUAAUCCAGUUGAAGAGGAUGUAGGUGAUAAACAAUCAUCGUCCAAUGUUAGUUCAAGUGUCUCGAAUAAUAAUAAUUCGAACCAGCAAUCUUCUACUUCAUCAUGGUUAAAUUUUGGUGGGUUCUCUCCAAAUUUAACAAAUCAAUUAUCUAAUUUGAGUUCAUCCAUAAUGCAAGUAACAUCAAAAGUAGCAGCAUCAACGAAUGCACUUGUCCAAAAAACAAUGGAACAUACACAAAUACAAAAACAGCCAGUUGACACAAAUAAAGAAGAACAUGAACCGUCAUCACAAUUAGAUGAACAACAACACGAACAAACGGAUACAAAUUCGAAUAAAGAUAUAAGCAGCUUUCUUUUGGACAUGGGUAAACAAGCAACGUCGACAGUACUAAAAAGUGCACAACAAUUGAAACAUGUUGUUGAAGAAAAAUCACUGAUUGGAAAUUUUUCAAAAGAACAUGAAAAAUUUUUGAAUGAAAAACGUACAAUACAACGUCGUGAAGAAGCAGCUGUUCCACCUUGGGUAGGCUACGUCGAAGAAGAAGAUAUGAAAGCACAAAUAUUAUCAUUAUCACAAGAAAGAAGAAAUUUCCUUCGAAAUCCUCCUCCCGGUGCACAGUACCAUUUUGACAUGGCUUCAAUGUAUCCAAUUGCUUUGGCAACAUUAGAUGAAGAUGUAAAUUUAAAAAAAAUGCGUUUUGAUUUAGUACCGAAACAAAUAAAUGAAGAAACAUUUUGGCGAAAUUAUUUUUAUCGCGUGAGCUUAAUUAAACAAUCUGCUCAACUAUCGGCAUUAGCCCACGAAACAACAUCAAACAAUUCAUCGACUAAUUCAAGAAGUUCAUCAAAAGAACGUCUUCGCAGAACAUCUGAAAGUGAAAAAUUAACGGGUAAUGAUAAUUCACAUAAUCAAGAAUUUGUUAGUGAAGAUUUUGAUUCAUCAACAGUAUCAAUGGAUGAUAUACGUCGUGAAAUUGAACAAUUAACUGUAACAAAGAAGAGCCCAACUAAAACAGCAACAAAUAAAGGCAGUAGUCCAGAUCUCGACGAAAGUGAAUGGGAUAAAUCAAUGGCUGAUGAAUUAGCCAAUGUAUCUGCUGAAGAGCUCGAAGCACAAAUUAAUGAAAUGUUAGCUGGUGAAAAUAAGUGA